AUGCUAAUGCCCUCUCUGCGAUCCACUCGCAGAUUCUGCAACAAUUUCUCUUCCUCUUCCGCCGCCAAUUUCAAAACCCUUAAACCCUUACAACUACCAGUUCUCGAUAAUCUCAAAUCCGAGUGGGACCCACACAAACUCUUCCAUCUCUUCAAAGCCAAUGCCACCAACCGUCUCCUCAUCGAAGACCGCUUCGCUUUCUACGACACCGUCUCCAGGCUCGCCGGUGCUAAGCGCUUCGACUACAUCGAGCAAUUACUCGAACAACAGAAAACCCUACCUCAGUCUCGCCGUGAAGGUUUCGUUGUUAGGAUUAUCGCCUUGUAUGGCAAGGCUGGUAUGAUUACACACGCUCUUGAUACUUUUAAUCAAAUGCAUAGUUUUAAAUGUCGUAGAACUGUUAAGUCUUUCAAUGCUAUUCUUAAUGUUUUGGCUUCGAGUCGGAAUUUCGAUGAGGUUGUGAAGUUUUUAGAUGAGGUUCCUUCUAGGUUUAAUAUUAAGUUAGAUGUUUAUUCUGUUAACAUUGCUGUUAAGGCUUUUUGUGAAAAUGAAAAGCUUCAAGAGGCUUAUUUGUUUAUGUUGGAUUGUGAGAAUAAUAAAGGUGUUAAGCCGGAUGUUGUUACUUAUACGACUCUUAUCUCUGCGUUUUAUGAGGUUAAGAGUUGGGAAAUUGGUAAUGGAUUGUGGAACCGAAUGGUGUUGAAGGGUUGUAUGCCAAAUCUUCAUACUUUUAAUGUUCGGAUUCAGUUUUUAGUUACAGUUAGGCGGGCUUGGGAUGCUAAAGCUCUGAUGGGUUUGAUGCAAAGAGUUGGGGUUAUGCCGGAUGAGGUUACAUUAGUUUUGGUUAUCAAGGGUUUUUUUCUGGCUGGUUAUCCUGAGAUGGCGAUGAGGGUUUUUUCGACGUUGAACAGGAAGGGUUAUAAGACUAGUGCUAAUAUUUACCAGACGAUGAUUCAUUAUUUGUGUAAGAGAGAGGAUUUUGUUCAGGCUUACACCAUGUGCGAAGAUAGUAUGCGAAAAAAUUGGUUUCCGAAUGUAGGUACUAUCUUUAUGCUGCUGGAAGGCUUAAAGAGAUUUGGGGAGAUUGAUAAAGCAAAGGAGAUUGUUGUGUUGGCUGAGAGCAGAAAACCUCCUUUCUAUUCCAGUUAUUUGGCUUCAAUGCAGUCCUUAUUGUUAGGGCAUUAA
Messenger RNA from Lathyrus sativus (Indian pea), 1185 nucleotides. The record is from the annotation of a GenBank genome assembly. Lineage: Eukaryota; Viridiplantae; Streptophyta; Magnoliopsida; Fabales; Fabaceae.